AAUAAGAACAAAAACACGCCCACAGAAUAUAAAAAGAAAGCAGUUGACUCUAAGCUUUAGUGACUUAAUGCAGCAGCUUGAAGUCCUAGGUGGAUCAGAAAGACAACUUUGGAGUAAAAGCUGAGCUUCAUUACAGGGAUGAAUACGUUUCUCUGCCUAUUGGCUGUUGGUCUAACCCUAGGCUUGCAAUGCCAAGUGGAUGCCAAACGCCAUUUGAGCCACACUUUCAUUGAAAAAUGUGUGAAUAAGGCCAAAGCCAACGUGGAUGCAGCCUAUACAUACUCCCGCCAAGUGAGUAUUGAUCGAGUAAGGAGAAAUGCAGCAAGCCCGGCAGAUGUCCUGAGACUCCUGAAGCAGCCCAAUGGACCAUCCAGGGAGGCAGUGCGAGCUGCAGACUACAUGGACAACACUCUGCAUUUGAUCAAGAGGACUCUGUCAAAACGUCACAAACGUUCCAUCAAUGCCACAGACCUGAUCUCUGAGGGGGACCUGGAAGUGAUUGCCAGAUUGACAGGCUGCUCUGCUCAAGUCAGGAAUGUUCACUGCAGUGAUCUUCCCAACCUGAACAAUUAUCGCACAGCAAACAGCAUCUGCAACAACCUUGAAAACCCUCGUUGGGGUGCCUCCAACAUCCCGUUCCUCCGCUGGGUAGCAGCGGAGUAUGAAGAUGAAAUCAGUUCCCCGAAAGGCUGGACCCGCUCCCAGGCAGUUAAUAACCACAUUCUUCCCUUGGUGAGAAAUGUGUCCAACCGUAUCCUGUCAACAGCAAACUCUGAAGUGGACAGUGACCCCCUUUACACCCACCUGGUCACAAUCUUUGGCCAAUGGACUGACCACGACCUCACCUUCACCCCUCACUCUCCUUCCAUAAGAUCAUUUAAUGACGGCAUUGAUUGUGAACACAGCUGUGCCAACACAGAGCCAUGCUUUCCCAUAGAGUUUCCCCGUGAUGACCCCCGAGGCCACCCUGAGGAGUGUAUGCCAUUCUCCCGCUCUGCACCAGCUUGUGGUUCUGGUAACACAGGACACAUCUUCGGAACACCCACUGUUCGCCAACAACUCAAUACCCUGACUGCCUUCAUCGAUGUGGGUCAGGUCUAUGGUUCUGAUGACAGCAAAGCUCGACUUCUCCGGGACUUCAGUACAGAUGAGGGUCUGUUGAGGGUCAAUGAAGACCAUAGAGACAACGACCAUGAACUCCUGCCAUUCACAACCAUGAUGGCCAACAUGUGUGCCACAAGGCGAAAAAUGACCAAUGAUGACAGUGCUGAGGAGGUGUUUUGCUUUCUUGCUGGCGAUGACCGUUCCAAUGAAAACAUCGGACUGGCCUCUUUGCACACUCUCAUGAUGAGAGAGCAUAACCGUCUGGCCCGUGCCCUCCAUCAGCUCAACCCACAGUGGGACGGAGAAAGGCUCUACCAGGAAGCACGCAAGAUUAUGGGAGGGUACAUGCAGGUUAUCACUUAUAGGGACUGGCUUCUCCAUAUUGUUGGUCCAGAGGCCAUUUCCAGCCAUUUGUCCACCUACCCUGGUUAUAAUGACCAAAUAGAUCCGAGCAUCUCCAACGUUUUUGCCACAGCUGCCUACAGAUUUGCUCAUCUGAUGGUUCAGCCCUUCAUGUUCCGUCUUGAUGAGAAUUAUGAGGAGCAUCCAAAUUAUCCCAGCGAGCUGCUGCACAGAACCAUGUUUGCUCCUUGGAGGGUUGUGUUCGAAGGUGGAUUGGAUCCAAUUGUGAGAGGCCUUAUAGGUCGCCAGGCAAAGCUGAACACACAAAGUCACAUGUUGACUGAGGAGUUGAGGGACAGACUGUUUAAAUUCUCUGUAGAGCUGGCUCUGGAUCUGGGAUCUCUAAACCUUCAGAGAGGAAGAGACCAUGGACUUCCUGGCUACAACAAAUGGCGAGAGUUCUGUGGCCUGUCACAGCCAAGGACUCUGAGUGAGUUGGCUGAGGUGAUGAACAACACAGACUUGGCUCAAGCACUGCUGGACCUGUAUGGUACACCUGAAAACAUCGACCCAUGGCUGGGAGGUGUAGCUGAGCCAUUUGUCCACGGAGGAAGAGUGGGACCCCUGUUUGCCUGUCUGAUAUCCACUCAGUUCCAGAGGAUCCGUGAGGGAGACCGGUUUUGGUGGGAGAACAAUGGUGUCUUCACAGAUGCACAGAGGCUAGCCCUGAGGGACUCAUCUCUGGCCAGAAUUAUCUGUGACAACACAGGGAUCACUGAGGUUCCUGAGAAACCUUUCCUGUACCGACCCCGAGGUUCUGGAUACACCCAGUGUGAUGACAUCCCUGCAUUUGACCUCAAUCCAUGGAGGGAGGGUGGUGCAGAGGAACCACAAUCACCAACAGGUCAACGUGGGCCUCCCGGACCAGCAGGACCCAGAGGACCUCCAGGUCCACCAGGACCACCAGGACCCCCCGGCACAGCUGAUAGAGUUGCCUUCUCUGUGCGCCUCGGUAACAACUACCCCAAAGCUGGCAGCCCCAUCCCGUUCCAUGAUGUCAUCUACAAUGGACAGAACAGCUAUGACACCAAGACCGGCUUUUUCACCUGCGAGCACCCAGGAGUCUAUGAGUUUGAGUUCCACUGCACCAUCUAUGGGAGCGCAGCCAGCGUGGAUCUUCUUCGUAAUGGACAGCUAAUUCUGCACUCAUUCACCACCCGCCAGAGUGGCUACAUCUCAGCCAGCGGCAGCACCUUCAUCAAGCUGGAGAGGGGAGACAGGGUGUGGCUGGUGGCCAACCAUGGAGGCAACGGACUGACCGGAGACAGCUUCUUCUCUGGUCAUCUGCUGUUCACUGAGUAGAAGAACAUUAAAGCACUCGUGAAGUUUGCAAACAAAAUUAAAACACUUAAAAUGAAGGAGUAAAAUUUCUGUCAUUUCUGUAUCCUCUUGUGAAUGUUUAUAACAAAUAUUAAAAUGCAUUGCUGAUGAUUUAUUUUUCUUGUGGAUAAAAAUUCACACUGAUAUUAGAACUGAAACAUGCAAGCUGAAUAAAUGUAUUUGACUGCAUCAUGUUUACCUUGUUAAAUUGUGAUCUCUGGUAUAUUAGUUGUUUGAUAAUUAUUACUAAUCAUUAUUAGCAUUUCUUUGAUUGAAAAUC
Cyprinodon variegatus (sheepshead minnow) is the source of this 3106-nucleotide messenger RNA. Its product is annotated as eosinophil peroxidase-like. Gene Ontology annotation, molecular function: peroxidase activity; protein binding; heme binding. The transcript has 16 exons. Lineage: Eukaryota; Metazoa; Chordata; Actinopteri; Cyprinodontiformes; Cyprinodontidae. Gene Ontology annotation, biological process: response to oxidative stress. The coding region runs from base 139 to 2808 and encodes 889 amino acids. The record is from RefSeq and is a predicted model, not a curated record.